This is a messenger RNA of Zychaea mexicana, 902 nucleotides long. RefSeq lists its product as uncharacterized. The coding region runs from base 143 to 733 and encodes 196 amino acids. Lineage: Eukaryota; Fungi; Mucoromycota; Mucoromycetes; Mucorales; Lichtheimiaceae. The record is from RefSeq and is a predicted model, not a curated record. The transcript is spliced from 2 exons.
CCCCCUUCGGUUUACUUUUUCGGAUUCCGAGAUAAUGGCAGUUACAGAAAAUGAAUCUCAAAAGUACAUGAAUACUAAGACGGUGACUAAAUUAUAAAGAGCAUCGGAUCGCAAAUACUGGGAUGGCUGGGCGUCCAAAUCAAUGUUCAUGACGCCCGAAGGAAACUUUACGACCAAAAACAUAUUUGUCAAACAAGGCAGCUCAACCUGUGUUAUUGUCAUGCUUGGACCGAUUCCUGCCAAUUCCGCCAUUCGACCCGAAGAACAUCUUGCACCAGCAGAUAGUCUUGUCAUGACUGCCGUAGGACAGUGGACGCACUUAUCCAUCACGUUACAACAAACAUUCACGCCAAACGAGCAUUUUUAUUCUGCACCUGUCCAAUUUACGCAUCAAGACAAUUACCAACUGGAUACUCGGAUCGAGUACCGAUCGUAUUUCUGGGAAACGCCCACCAAACAUUACGAUCGCCCGUAUCGAUUCUUGUCAUCCAACAAGUUGAUUGUCAAGGCAUCGUUACAGACAGUGCCACCGGAACUGCCGCCGUGCACGGCAGCGGAAAUGGCUGGUGGUCACAGGCAAGGAGGAGUAGGAGAUGGGGGAGGCGCGUGGAUGGCCAAGGCGGAAUAUCAACGAACGUACCCGUUGGACUUUUAUGGCAUGUUUGGCGUUGCACAGGAAGAUCAUGCAGUGCUGGGAUUUCAUGAUGUUGCACCCGAUAGUGUCUCCUACUAAAAUGUUCAGACGCGCGAGCAUUUUCUGCGUCAUCUAACAACGGCAACAAUAAUACAAGUUGGGUUUAAAGAAGAAAGUAUUGUGUACAUGUGUCGUUUAUAUAUACUCUUCGUUGGUGACAUCUCUUUGUAUCAAGUGUAUCGGCAAGAGAGAUUUACAUACAUCAUUU